UCUUAUUUCGACAUACACGUAUUGCUUCAUCGUGUUACCAUGGUGCUUACGAGAUCUCGCGCAGAGAGUUCGUCGGCGGGCGCGGCCCAAGCUAAUGUGGUGGCGUCGCCGCCGCCCACUCCGGAGGCUGUACAACAACCUGCACCUGCGCCAGAGGCUGUUCCAUUGCCUCCGCUUGCUCCGAUCAUGAUAACAACCGAGCAGCUGAGAUUUUUAAUGGAAAGGGUAAAUGGCCCACCAACUGUAAGUAGUUCCUUACAUGGUAAUUUCGCAAAAUGCACAGCACGAUUCGACGGCGAGAAGUCUAGCAACGUGGAAUCUUUUGUAGACGCCAUAGAGGUCUAUAAAGAUUGUGUUGGAGUAAGCGACGAAAACGCCUUGCGUGGCUUGCCUAUGUUACUCACCGGGUUGGCUGCGACAUGGUGGCAGGGUGUGAAGGAUCAUACCCCAACCUGGUCUGCCGCCAUCGAAGCACUCAAACAAACGUUUGGACCAAGGGCAUUAAUGUCACAGUUACCCCUUCAUUCCCUGUCGAUGACCGUGCAAUUAGAUAUGACGUACGGUUUGCUACAUCGACGUAUUCGUGAAAAGGUUUCGCGUUUGGAAUUUUCUACCUUCGCUGAGCUUAUUACUAUGGCCCGUCGUGUCGAAGAUAUUUUGGAUGAAAGCCGAACAUCGACCAGCGAUCUUAAACCGUUAUGUUCGACGGCAAAGCCUACUACUGUACCCAUUUCUCCGACGGCUUCGCAGUCGACAGUAUCUUAUAAGAAUAAAGCUCGGCCACACUGUAAUUACUGUAAAAAGUAUGGUCAUCUGAAAUAUGCCUGUGAAAAGUUAGCCAAACAGAAACUUGGCACUGAUGGAGAACCACGCGUCUCAACUAUCACGUGUUUCGGGUGCGGUGCGCCUGGCGUGAUCCGAUCCAACUGCUCGACUUGUAAAAAGACAGAACCUGUUCCGUCCGUAUCAACUUCGUUUCAAUCUGUUUCUGCAAAUAGUGUUAAUAUAGAUUCGCGAGUGCGACCUUUGUUAGAAAUAGAAAUUUAUGGUGAACGUGGUAAAGUGCUUAUAGACACAGGUGCCAAACAUUGUAUAGGUAGUGUUAGUCUUAGAGCUCAUUUAGUUAAGUAUGGCCAUAAGUUUGAAAAUGUAUUUACUGAGCUUAAAUACGGAGACGGGCGGGCAGUUGCGCAAAUUGUUGAAUGUACGCAAGUUAGGGUUAGGGUACGCGAUGUCUCUUUAGAUGUUAAGUUUAUAAUGUUGCCCAAUGCCACUGAAAGUUUGUUGGGAAUGAAUUUUAUUCAGGACGCUGGCAUGGUAUUAGAUUUUUCUCGCGGUAUAUGGUUUAUGAACCACGAUAGGGUCUCUCAGCCCAUCGUCUUUGAACCUAAUGGUGUAAGGUCAUACGAACCUUUGCAUUGCUCGUCUGUGGGUCUUCACGAGGAUGAAGGAUUCCACUUAGGUAAGGACGAACGACAGCAGCUGUCCAACCUUCUGAAUGUCAAUGAGGACAUUUUCACUCCAGGGGGAGGACCCACUCAGUUUGCUGUUCACCACAUCGAUACCGGAGAUGCCAGCGCCUUAACGCGUUACGUGGGUAAAUCUCCUGUUAUUGCGCAUCAGCGCCAUCGCGGUAGACUAGCCAAGUCACAGUCGGGUCGACCAUGUAACUUGGAGGGGGAGGAUAUAGCGGGCAACAUUGUAGGCCCUUCCGGGGAGACAUCGCGUCACUCUCCACCCCCCUCGUCCAUACCACGCCGUUCCCAGCGCCCGCCUAGAGGACCGCCCGUGCGCCUCAUUGAACAAGUCAGUCUUUAA
This is a messenger RNA of Amyelois transitella, 1818 nucleotides long. RefSeq lists its product as uncharacterized. The record is from RefSeq and is a predicted model, not a curated record. The coding region runs from base 40 to 1818 and encodes 592 amino acids. NCBI's taxonomy places the organism in Eukaryota, Metazoa, Arthropoda, Insecta, Lepidoptera, Pyralidae. The transcript has 2 exons.